Messenger RNA from Diorhabda sublineata, 2992 nucleotides. It is a transcript of the gene wnd, whose product is annotated as mitogen-activated protein kinase kinase kinase 12. The transcript has 8 exons. NCBI's taxonomy places the organism in Eukaryota, Metazoa, Arthropoda, Insecta, Coleoptera, Chrysomelidae. Bases 243 to 2756 code for a protein of 837 amino acids. Gene Ontology annotation, biological process: protein autophosphorylation. Gene Ontology annotation, molecular function: JUN kinase kinase kinase activity; ATP binding. The record is from RefSeq and is a predicted model, not a curated record.
AGUAUCGAACGCGAAUGGGAUAUUGUCGUGUACGCCAUAUUGCAGCGAAUUCUUUAAACUCGGGGGUGUUUAAAUUAUCGACACAAUGUGUAAGGUGUUUUUACGGUGUUAUGUUACAAUUAACGAAAUACCGUGAAUUAUGUUGUUAUAAUAUUAUUUGUCUCAUGAAUUCUUCUUUGGAUAAUCGUUUCGAUCACUCCCGCUUCUACCUGUGCCUGUGUGUUACCGUCAGCUAAGGAAUAAUGCACACUCCCGACGGUACUCUAGAAAGGGGUCAGGCACCAUCAAUGUAUUCACUUCCUGUUCAUACUCAAGUUUUAUCCGAUGAAGACAUAGCUCUACCUCAAGUUGUUUCGUUGCCUAAUAAGGAUCAAUUUAAUAAUUAUACGGAUAGUGUUCCUAUAAAAGAUGAAUUCUCUCUGCCGAAGAUAACAAAUGAUUACGCAGUUAAUAUACCCGCAGUUUGUCAGGAUAGUUCCCCUGAUACACCUCAACCUGCAUAUGAUCUCAAACAAGGAUGGAUGAACGGCAUUUUCGGCUGCUUAAGACCGGUGUUGUCCAUCAUAGGAAAAGGAGUGGUUGAAAAUAAAAACAAUCAAGAUGAUUGGGAAAUCCCUUUCGAGCAAAUAACAGAUCUCAAAUUUCUGGGUUCCGGAGGCCAAGGAGCAGUUUUUUCAGGAAUGCUCAACAAUGUACAAGUAGCAGUUAAAAAAGUGUCAGAACUUAAAGACACCGACAUACGAAACCUCAGAAAAUUAAAUCACCCGAAUAUUGUUAAAUUUAAGGGGGUUUGUACGCAAGAAACCUCAUGUUACUGUAUUGUGAUGGAAUUUUGUCCUUACGGACCUCUCUUUGAUUUGCUCAAAAAUCAGAAAAAUAGCGUAACAAUAAAUAGGGUAGUUUCUUGGGCGAAGCAAAUUGCAAAUGGAAUGCAUUAUCUACAUAGCCACAAGAUUAUACAUCGAGAUUUAAAAAGUCCUAACGUGUUGAUAGGAGAGGGAGAAGUUAUCAAAAUAAGUGAUUUCGGUACUUCACGAACUUGGAAUGGCGUCAGUGAAAAGAUGACUUUCGCAGGAACCGUGGCUUGGAUGGCUCCGGAAGCUAUUCAAGAGUUAGCUUGCAGCGAAAAAGUAGAUAUCUGGUCGUUCGGCGUCGUUCUUUGGGAAUUGAUCACUUGCGAAGUGCCGUACGAUGGGAUGAACAACGGUGCCAUUAUGUAUUCAGUAGGUUCAGGUAAAUUAAUCCCGCCUAUACCAUCUACGUGUCCGGACGGAUUCAAAUUGAUCAUGCAGAUGUGUUGGAAAUUCAAUCCGAGAGAAAGACCGAAUUUUAAAUUAAUCUGUAAUCAUUUAGAAAUAGCUUCCGUUGAUAUAUUAUCAAAAUAUGAAGAUAAGACGUUCUUUGAAACACAGGAAAGUUGGAAACAAGAAAUUAGAACGCAAAUUUAUUUGUUCUGCGAAAAAUUACAGAAACACAAAAUAGAGUACCAGCUCAAGGAAGAACAACUCAUUGAAAAAAGAGAACUCGAACUGAAACAUAUUAAAGAUAUAAGAGAAGUAUAUGAUAGAAGACUUGAAAAAGUUAACCAAAUGUUAGUAGAAUUAGCUUCUAAAAUGCAGCAAUUUGAAAGACAACGACCUGGUGCUAGACAAAGAAAGAUAUUAUCGAGAUUUAAUAAAACAAGAAGAAGACCAGGAAAUCAAAGUACAACUCCUACUAGUCCUGAAUGUAGUUUAACUAGUCCAGAUAGUCCGCAACUUGUUUCUAUAAAAGCACCAGAUUACAGAAGACUAAGACCAGAACCGGAAUUCGUAACUCAUUCUACACAAACUUCGGUAACAUCACGUAAAAGACAUCAAAGAACAAACUCAAAUUCACCGCGAAGUUCCAGAUGUUCGAGAUCAUCCAGUUCGAGAAUGUCUAUAGUUGUCGACGCCGAAACUCAAACAGAUUCCAUGGACGUUAGUGAAACCGAUCUAAGUCCCAUGACAUGUUGUCCUACGAGUAACUGUGGUAGCACUACCAUAUAUCCACAAAGGGUUAUCUUGGAAGAGUUUCAGAGCUCCACAAAAGAUGAAGCGUCCAACGGAAACUGCGUGCAAUUGCAUUAUAUAACACCUCAUCUAGAAUCAGUACAACGAUUUACCAGAAGAGAUUCCCGAAUACCUAGUCCAGUUAUUUUCGAAUGUGAAGAUACCGUUAAUAGAAAUAUCGAUCCACAAUUGUCGAGCGAAGAGGACAAUCUCGAAACGAUAGGCCGGAAAGUGUCAGCAAUAAAAAUCGAUACGAUAUUCUCCCCCGAAAAUGGUAACAUUUCCACAAGUCUCGUGGAUAUCAUGAGGCAGCGAAGUUUUUCGGAAACGAGAGACGAUUUAGAUAGUACUGAAGAUGCAGCUAACGAAGAUAGUGUUACAGAUGAAGAGGGAGAGGUUUAUAAUCAAUCAUUGAAAAGAAAAAGUUCUGCAAGGAGGCCAAUAUAUCCAGGAAGGAGGUCCAACCGACACAAAGUCAACUUCAUCUUUCAAAGAGAACAAAACGCGUCCGAUGAAGGGAACACAUCGGAAUAUUCGAUAUCACCAUCAAGCAAGUCUUCGACGCUGGAAUCAAACCCGGACCGGGUAAGACGCCUGUCUAAUCUGUCAAUCAAACGACCCAGCGACAGUUUAGACAGGUCAUCCGAUAGUGAAUCUGAAGAUAAUAUUACGGUUGCAACAGAGAUAGCAUUUACUUUGAACAAAACUGAACAUGUAGUCUGAAUAAAAAAAGCGUGAAUGUGAUUUUAGUUUGUAAGUUGACGAUCUUAGUUUUAAAAUUUCUUUGGGGAUCUGUAAUAAGUACGAAAGCACGGAAAAGUUUUAUAAUGUAUAUUGUUUUUUUUUUCGUUUUUUCUUAAUUCGUUAUUUUUAUUGUUGAUAUACAUUGUUUUUAAUGGUUCUGGGUUCUUGUUUUAAGUAUUGUGUAUUGUUUUAACUAUUCCAACUUUCAAAGAAAA